UACAAAUUAAUGAUGUUUCUGGAGUUUUGGUAUCCUGUGCCUAAAUGAUUAAAAUGUCACAAUGAUUAAAGACAUCUUGAUCUCACUUUAGUAUCUUCUCAUCUUCUUAUCAAUUGUUGUUUAUGUUCUAGUAGAGGGCUGAGAAGUCAAUUUUUGUGAGAUGUGACCCCCUUCUAAAUACUCAGUGGGCAAUGAAGUGGCAGAGUCUAGGGAAACAGCUGGGGAGAAGGGUGAACACUGAGGCUCACAUGAAGAAGGCCAGUUCAGGAGAGCGAGACUGGCUGAACUGUGAACACAGGGCAUCAUGGAAUAACAAGAAGCUGUCCUGCCCCCACCAGGUGUUGGCCUACAUCAACGGGUCCGUGUCAAGCAACCCUGGAGUAUCCCUGGUCCACGCCAUGCCCUCUCGGAAUGUGUCCCUGAGGCUGCAGGGUCUCCAGAAAAAAGACUCUGGCUCCUACAGCUGCUCUGUGAAUGUGCAACACAAGGGCCAUGACAGCAAAACUGUGGAACUCAAUGUGCUGGUUCCUCCAGCGACUCCAGCCUGCAGACUCCUGGGUGUGCCCCGUGCAGGGGCCAAUGUGACCCUGAGCUGCCAGUCCCCGAGGAGCGACCCUGCGGCUCAGUACCAGUGGGAGCGGCUGUCCCCACUGCCCCAGGUCUUCUUUCCACCAGUUUUAGGUGAGGGAAUUUCUGGAAACCCUGAGGCUGUGGCUGGAGAAGGGGUCUAAGUGGUACCACAGGAUGGGUGGGAGGAGGAGGUAUGCUGAAAAGGUCAGGGGGGAAGGAUGAGGAGGGGAGAGGAAGAUGCUUUCAUGUAUCACAGACUGUUGCUAAAGAGGCUCUGGAGCUGGACUGCUUGUGCACAAAUAGAAUACUGUAUUGCAUGUAAUCAGGUAUUACAUUUUGUGGUUAAAUAAUAUUUAUAAAUCACUUAGAAUAGUAUAUGACGCAUAGUAAAUGUUA
Messenger RNA from Heterocephalus glaber (naked mole-rat), 966 nucleotides. NCBI's taxonomy places the organism in Eukaryota, Metazoa, Chordata, Mammalia, Rodentia, Bathyergidae. The record is from RefSeq and is a predicted model, not a curated record.